CCAGGUGAACCUCGCCAUGGGGAGCAGCCUCAUCCCCAACACCAUCAAGGAGGGGGAUGACGUCUACUUCGAGUGCAACAUCCACGCCAACCCCUGGGUGUACAAGGUCGUUUGGUACCACAAGGGCGUCCAAGUCCAGCACAACGUGUCUGCGGGCGUCAUCGUGAGCAACCAGAGUCUAGUCAUACAGCGCGUGCAACGUCAGCAGGCCGGCCUCUACACCUGCGUGGCCUCCAACAUCGAGGGCGACGGGCAGAGCAACGCCGUCAACCUCAACGUGCAAUAUGCCCCCGUGUGCAAGACGGGCCAGACGCACGUGUACGGCGCGGCGCGGCACGAGCAGGUGAACGUGACGUGCCAACUGGACGCCGUGCCGCCCGCCGUGCACUUCUACUGGAAGUUCAACAGCAGCGGCGAGGUGGUGGAUAUCCCGGAGAACCUCGUGAAAUCGAAGGACCUGGAGUCGUCCCUGUCGCACAUCGCGAGGACGGAGCUCGGCUACGGAACCCUGCUGUGCUGGGGGAGCAACAGCCUUGGACGGCAGAAGAAGCCCUGCAUCUACAAGGUGAUUCCCGCGGGCCAUCCCGACCCUCCGGAGAACUGCAGCCUCUUCAACCAGACGACGGAGGCGCUGCGGAUACGCUGCUUCCCGGGCUACGACGGAGGGCUGCAGCAGAGGUUCAUCAUCGAGGCCUUCGAAUCCGAGACGGACAGACUGCUCCUCAACAUCACAGAGAAGUCGACCCCCGAUUUCACGCUGACGGGGCUCGAACCGGGAGCGUCCUACCUGCUCUACAUCUACGCCGCCAACGAGAAGGGCAUCAGUGACAAGCGGCGCAUGCAAGGAUACACACUCAGAGACGUAGCCGAGAGGCGCACCGCCCAGGUACGACCUCCUCCCGAAGAGCUCAUGUCGUUCACGCCAAUCAUCGCGGUGGUCGUGGGGGUCCUCGGCUCCCUGGUGCUCGUGGCCAUCACCUCGGUGGUCGUGGUCAGCCUCAAGAGGAAGCGUCGGCGCCCCAGGAACAAGACGGUCGCUCUGCCCAUCCAGACGUCGCUGGCGGACUCGCGCGACCUAGACGACAAGAACCCGGACUUAAUUCCCGCGAACGGUAACAGCGAGACGGAGAACAAAAGUCCCACAACUCCAGAAGAAGGUGGCUUUGGGAGCGUACAUAUCUGUGCCUCCGUGCCCUACCCUAGCAACGUAUACGGUACUUACCCAAGGACGCCACGGACAGUAGCAGCUACAACUUCCCAGAACGGGGAGCUGAUGUAUGCCGAGCUCUCCUUCCCCCGCGGGGGCAGUACCCCCGGGACCCUCCCCCGCCGGAAGCCUGAGCCCACUAUCUACGCCCAGAUCGACCACGGCCUCUCCAGCAACGUGCCGCCCGUGUCCAUGGGCGUCGUGCCCGUGAGCAGCGGCAUCAUGGGCGGCACGAGCAUGUGUCCGAGCACCAGCCUCUCGGGCGCCCCCAUCUGCAGCAGCGGCAUGAUGGGCGGAGGCAUGAUGGGCGGGGGCGGACCGCCCAUCCUGAUGGGCAACCCCGGCAUGGUGCCCGGAGGCAUACCCAUCGGGGACGUGAGCAUCGCCGCCUACACCACGCCCGCGCCGCCCCCGCACGGCUUCGGCGGCCACCCGCUGGCGCCCGCGGUGGUGCCCGAGGAGGACGAGCAGGCCACGGCCGAGACGCCGCUCAUGACCAACCCGAAGGAGAGCGAAGUGUGACCCUUGGACACGCAGGUGUGAGCCGCCCGCGCCUGACCUGGGCGGGGCGGACUCCAGACGCCUGACCUUAGUGAACGGAAACGCCCGACCCUUUGGAACGGGGACGGAAGAGCCCGACCUCAGUGAACGGGAGAUGCCUGACCUUAGUGGAACCGAGCAACGGAACUUUCCCGACCUCGGUGGAACAAGUGAAAGGAACCGCCUGAACUUAAGGACUUGCGUUGGGCGGGAGAUGCUUGACCCUAGUGGAAUGACCUUGUUCUCUGCGGCGUGGAAGGAAAAAGUUUCGUUCAAAGUGCUUCAUUCCGGACCGAAAUGAGGAAUGAAACCCGACACUUUAUUUGUCCUUGCUCUCGUUUUCCUUACAAAAUAUAUCUAAUUAGUGCGAAUAUAGUGCAAGAAGAAGUGCAAGAUUCGACAUGACGGCUGAACACAGUAUUAGAAACUGUUCAUCUGAAUCCAUGUGAAUAGGGCCGCAUCCCUGACCUUAUAGCAUCUUCCACGUAAAAAGAAUUAGUGUUCGACGGAGGGAUCGGACUCCAGGCAUUCUCUACCAAGAGGGUUGAAUCCUUCUUCCGUGCUUUUUAUAUUAAGGACAUAGAGUUCUUGUGUCAACCUUGGCGUAAGUCACAUCAGCUUCCAAAUAAGUGGUAAUCACUUUUUUCCUAUGAAGUGGACACAGUAGUAUAUUUUUCUUGGUUCACACACACACACACACACACACACACACACACACACACACACACACACACACACACACACACGCAC
Molecule: messenger RNA, 2497 nt
Organism: Penaeus vannamei (Pacific white shrimp)
Lineage: Eukaryota; Metazoa; Arthropoda; Malacostraca; Decapoda; Penaeidae
Source: RefSeq, a predicted model, not a curated record